This is a messenger RNA of Sesamum indicum (sesame), 1641 nucleotides long. Its product is annotated as anthocyanidin 3-O-glucosyltransferase 2. Lineage: Eukaryota; Viridiplantae; Streptophyta; Magnoliopsida; Lamiales; Pedaliaceae. The record is from RefSeq and is a predicted model, not a curated record. Gene Ontology annotation, molecular function: UDP-glucosyltransferase activity.
UCAUACCCCAUUACUACUAGAUCGAAACAUAGGGAUGCUGGCGGAGGCGGAGGCGGAGGCGGAGUCUGAAGCUCAUCUGCAGCUGGUUCUCAUCCCAUGGCCGGUGAUGGGCCACGUUCAAAUCGUGGAGUUCGCCAAGCUCAUCAUCACCCGUCAAUACCUUCUCCUUCCUGGUAAAACCCUUUCGAUCACCGUGCUCCUCAUGAAGCUUCCCGACUACAUCGACACCGUGAGCAGCUCCUUCGCCGAUUUACUCUCCACUGGCCCCGCCACCUGUCGUCUCAACUUCUUCCACCUCCCCCCGACCAAUCCAGCCCCCGAAUGGAGCUCCAGAACCCGCGGAUACUUCAUCCACAACCUCGUAUUAAGCCAAAAAUUAAACGUUGCAAAUUUCCUCCAAUCACGCAAGGCGGCCGUAGCCGGCCUAGUAGUCGACAUGUUGUGCACCACCAUGAUCGAUGUCGCGGAGGAGUUGGGGGUUCCCUCCUACGUGUUUUUCACUUCUCCGGCGAGUUUCCUCGGCGCAAUGCUGCAUUGCCAGACCCUCCAUGAUGAAAUAAACCAGGACGUGGCCGAGCUGAGGAAUGCAGAGUCUGAGGUUUUGGUCCCGAGUUUUGCCAAACCCGUCCCGCCGGAAGUCCUGUCUUUGGUCCUGGUGGACAAGCAUUUGUGGCUGGACAGGUUCCUUCACUACGCUCGUGAUUAUAGGAAAGCUAAGGGCAUAAUCAUCAACACAUUCAUUGAGCUGGAACCUCAUGCGCUCAACUCUUUUUCAGUACUAGACUCAGCAUAUGGCUCCAAACAGGUCCCUCCGAUUUACCCAGUCGGCCCGAUUCUGAACCAGGGGCCGUCUCUCAAUUCCCAUGAAGGCGCAUCAGGAAUUCUCAAAUGGUUGGACGACCAACCUUCAUGUUCAGUGGUACUCGUGUGCUUCGGGAGCCAGGGGAGUUUGAACGAAGACCAAGUGCGAGAGCUGGCAACUGGGCUGGAGAAGAGCGGAAGCCGUUUCCUCUGGUCCCUCCGCCGACAAUCACCAAAGGACAAAGGAGCAAGUUUCCCGAGCGAGUACACCAGAUAUGAAGACGUCUUGCCUGAGGGAUUCCUCGAAAGGACUGCCAAAACCGGGAAGGUCGUGGGGUGGGUACCCCAGCUGGACGUGCUGUCGCAUCCAGCAGUGGGGGGAUUCGUCUCGCACUGCGGAUGGAACUCAGUGCUGGAGAGCCUGUGGUGCGGGGUGCCCAUUGCGACGUGGCCUCUGCAUGCAGAGCAGCAGAUGAACGCCUUCCAGCUGGUGAGGGAGUUGGGGUUGGCGGUGGAGAUUACACUGAGCUAUCACGAGAGGAGCGAGAAUGGGACGGUGGUGGCGGCCGGAGAAAUAGAAAGGGGAAUUAGGGAAGUGAUGGAGGGUGGGAGUGAGGUGAGGAAGAGAGUGAAGGAGAUGAAGGAAAAGAGCAGGAUGAGUGUGGUUGAAGGUGGAUCUUCUUACCUUUCUUUCAAGAAACUUAUUGACCAUAUGAUGACCAAUAUCUCUAGUAAUAAUUAAUUAAAUUCGAUUUGUACGAAAAAGUUUUACUAAAAUCAAAUGUGACUUCGAUUUUAGACUCGUUUAUAGUGUGAUGAUUAAGUUAUAUCUUUUAUUUA